AUGGAGGAGUUCAAGGAUUCUACCACUUCGCUCGUGGCGGACGUUGACUGCACCGCGGAGGGCAAGGAGCUUUGCACGAAGUUUGGCGUCGGAGGGUACCCGACGAUCAAGUACGGCGACCCCGACGACCUCAAGGACUACAACGGCGGCCGCACGCUCGAGGACCUCAAGAAGUUUGCGAGCGAGAACCUCGGCCCCCAGUGCGGACCGAAGAACCUGGACCUGUGCAGCGCGGAAGUGAAAGCCAAGCUGGAGAAGUUCAUGACGAUGUCGGCGGGCAAGCUGGAGGGCAAGGCGAGGAACGCCAAGAAGGUGCUCGCGGAGGACGUGCCCUUGAUGAAGAAGGUGCUGGCCUUCAAGCAGAAGGGCGACGGCAAGACGGAGCUUUAA
Messenger RNA from Prorocentrum cordatum, 390 nucleotides. NCBI's taxonomy places the organism in Eukaryota, Dinophyceae, Prorocentrales, Prorocentraceae. The record is from the annotation of a GenBank genome assembly.